Dufourea novaeangliae is the source of this 2529-nucleotide messenger RNA. It is a transcript of the gene ago, whose product is annotated as F-box/WD repeat-containing protein 7-like. Gene Ontology annotation, cellular component: nucleus; cytoplasm. NCBI's taxonomy places the organism in Eukaryota, Metazoa, Arthropoda, Insecta, Hymenoptera, Halictidae. The record is from RefSeq and is a predicted model, not a curated record. Gene Ontology annotation, molecular function: ubiquitin binding. Gene Ontology annotation, biological process: ubiquitin recycling; proteasome-mediated ubiquitin-dependent protein catabolic process. The transcript is spliced from 7 exons. Bases 1 to 1947 code for a protein of 648 amino acids.
AUGUCUGUCCCUUCUUCGUCAUCUAAUAGAAUAACUGACAGUAAAUCAGGUGGUACAAGUCCAAGUCCUGUAGAGGGUAUUGAAGGUGUACCAGGGCCUAGUUCCUUAGAACCUAUGCAUUCUGUUUUACCACAAGAUGGAGAAUCUGAAGAUUUUUGUGAAGAUGGUGAGGAGGAAGAGGAUGAUACCAGUGAAGAAGAUAGUGAAAUUAGCGACACAGGGAUAUUUUGUGACACAGAAUGCGAACCCGACCUUGAAAGUACCAAUUAUUCACUGUCUGCAUCCCAAACACAGUCUCUUACACAGCGGGUACAUAGUCCUAUUCUACACACCUGUGUACCACUGGAUGUUGUUCAACCUCAAAGAAAACGUAAAAGCGAAACAGAAUCGAGUUUACCUUGUAAAAAACUUAAUCCGGAUGAUAAGUCACAUUCGAUGAUUAUUAAAAAAUUGGAUGAUAAAAGUAAACAUAUGAGGUGUGUUAUUCCAACAAAAGAUAAUCCCCCGCCUGAAAUGAGUGAUUGGCUUCUUCAAUUUCAGAGGUGGUCGAAUGCAGAAAGAAUGUUAGCUAUUGAUGAAUUAAUUGAGCGAUGCGAACCAACGCAAGUACGACACAUGAUGCAGGUGAUAGAGCCACAGUUCCAGAGAGAUUUCAUAUCGUUAUUGCCGAAAGAGUUGGCCCUGUCGGUACUAGCUUUCUUAGAGCCAAGAGAUCUCUUACGUGCCGCUCAGACGUGUCGUAAUUGGCGAUUUCUUGCCGACGAUAAUUUACUAUGGAAAGAAAAGUGUAGAGCGGCUGGUAUAGAAGAUUUAAAAGACUUGCCGCCUACGAAACGUAAGAAUGGUAGAAAUUCCGGUAACACAUCGUCCCCGUGGAAACAAGCGUACAUGAGGCAGCACAAUAUUAAAAUGAAUUGGAGGACGAAACCCAUUCGCACGCCAAAAGUUUUAAAAGGUCACGACGAUCAUGUGAUCACGUGUCUCCAGUUCUCGGGUAAUCGUAUAGUGAGUGGUUCCGACGACAAUACUCUUAAAGUGUGGUCUGCAGUUACGGGCAAGUGCUUGAGAACGUUGGUCGGGCACACUGGAGGUGUAUGGUCCUCUCAGAUGUCUGGUACCACUGUAAUCAGUGGUAGUACGGACCGUACGUUAAAAGUGUGGAACGCUGAAACUGGUCAGUGCAUUCACACGUUGUAUGGGCAUACAUCGACGGUGAGAUGUAUGCAUUUGCACGGUAAUAAAGUGGUCAGUGGCAGCAGAGACGCUACAUUAAGGGUGUGGCAAGUAGACACUGGCGAAUGUUUACACGUGCUGGUGGGCCAUUUGGCAGCUGUUAGAUGCGUGCAAUACGAUGGAAAGUUAGUAGUCAGCGGGGCUUAUGAUUAUAUGGUUAAGGUUUGGAAUCCGGAACGCGAGGAGUGCCUUCAUACUCUACAAGGACACACAAAUCGUGUUUAUUCCCUCCAAUUCGACGGUGUACACGUUGUUAGCGGUUCUUUGGAUACAAGCAUAAGAGUAUGGGAAGUUGAAACCGGUGCGUGUAGACAUACUUUAAUGGGACAUCAGUCGUUAACAUCGGGAAUGGAAUUACGCAAUAACAUUUUGGUGUCUGGAAAUGCGGACUCGACUGUUAAAGUUUGGGAUAUCGUUAGCGGUCACUGCCUUCAAACACUUUCUGGUCCAAACAAACAUCAAUCUGCGGUUACUUGUCUUCAGUUUAACAGCCACUUUGUUAUUACCUCGUCCGACGAUGGCACGGUUAAACUUUGGGACGUUAAAACUGGUGAUUUCAUAAGAAAUUUAGUAGCACUGGAGAGCGGCGGAAGUGGUGGUGUUGUGUGGAGAAUACGCGCGAGUGAUACGAAACUAGUGUGUGCAGUGGGUAGCCGUAACGGCACAGAAGAGACCAAACUUCUUGUUCUCGACUUUGACGUAGAGGUAAAAUAGUGCAUUUUUUUUUUGCAACAGAAACUGUCCUCUAUGUCUUCUGUACAUACUCUGAUUAGGUAGCGCAAACAAUCGUCUGUACAAUGAUUCAUGUAGUACGUGGGUGUGAUUGUGAUAAGAAUGUAUGUCGAUUACCUAAAUGGAGAUCGUGAACAGUCGGACGUGAAUCUGUAGUUACUGGAAAUGAUCUCCGAACUGGUGGGAACGUUCGAACCGAAGGCAUUAAUUAUAUUAAUUAUGGAGUGUAUAAUUAAUUAAUGGUGUACAAAUAUGAAAUUUGAAAGACUCAACAAAUUUACGAAGAACGAGGAGCUUAUCAGUGUACUAUUGUAUUAUUGCUGUUACGAAAUCUGAAGGAAAUCGGUAGCAAUUUAAAUGAAAUCCAGCCCGCCAUACGCAUUACGACUACCUAACACGAUUUGUAUGGGCGUUUAGGAAAGUAUUUUUAAACUACAGAAAGAAAGAUUUGUUACCGUAUUUGUCAAGCUUAUAGAUGAAGAUUAUCGCUUAAAGAAUCUCAAAUUUUGAAAAAUAAACGGAAAGUUCAAACGAAAGAUAUAGAAAAGACAAGGAAAAAAAUAU